Panicum virgatum (switchgrass) is the source of this 884-nucleotide messenger RNA. Its product is annotated as LIM domain-containing protein PLIM2b-like. Gene Ontology annotation, biological process: actin filament bundle assembly. Gene Ontology annotation, molecular function: actin filament binding. The transcript has 4 exons. Gene Ontology annotation, cellular component: plasma membrane; actin cytoskeleton. The record is from RefSeq and is a predicted model, not a curated record. Bases 1 to 621 code for a protein of 206 amino acids. Lineage: Eukaryota; Viridiplantae; Streptophyta; Magnoliopsida; Poales; Poaceae.
AUGUCUUUCACCGGCACGCAGGACAAGUGCACGGCCUGCGAGAAGACCGUCCAUUUCAUCGACCUCCUCACGGCCGACGGCGUCCCCUACCACAAGACAUGCUUCAAGUGCAGCCACUGCAAAGGGAUCCUCUCGAUGUGCAGCUACUCUUCCAUGGACGGCGUGCUGUACUGCAAGACCCACUUCGAGCAGCUCUUCAAGGAGACGGGGAGUUUCUCCAAGAAGUUCGCGCCAGGUAAAAUAACGCCACAACCACAACGUGAUCUUUCAGCAGCCCCAAGCAAGCUAUCAUCUGCAUUUUCUGGUACCCAAGACAAGUGCGCAGCAUGCCAGAAAACAGUGUACCCGCUGGAGAAGUUAACCUUGGAAGGCGAGUCCUACCACAAGAGCUGCUUCAAGUGCUCUCACGGGGGCUGCAUCUUGACCGGUGCCUCCUACGCCGCGCUCAACGGCGUCUUGUACUGCAAGAUCCACUUCGCGCAGCUGUUCAUGGAGAAGGGGAGCUACAGCCACAUGAAGAAGAAGAGCGCGUCGCAGGAGGUAAUCCCGGACGUGGCUGCCGAUGAGGAGCAACCGCCGGAGCAGGCGCCACCGCAAGAAGAGAAGGAAGAGGACAACUAGGAAGCGAAUGAUGGUCCACACACAUACUGUAUCACGCAGGCAGGAGUUUGCGUUUGCAAUUCUUUCUCUACGACGCUUCUUUAUUCCCUUACCCUCUCUGUGAACUCGGUUUGUCAAGCUGUGUAAGUGUAACAGAUGCCUUCGUUGUUACGUGUGAGGCUCAUGACAAUGGCAAUUUUGGCAUGGAGCUGUGUUAGCCUCACGGAAAAAUUGUAACUUUGUAAGCAGAACUACUACUUUGAAUAUAUGGUCCUAACAACAUU